UGGAGAUCACACUGGCGCUCUCCCGGACCUGCUGAGCCCACCGCUGUCCCUGUCCCGCCCACAUUUACUUUGGCAAAAGAAAAUUUGGAAGCAGUUGCUUGAAGACAGUUGGCAUCACAUCUGGAGAAUCCACAGCAGCACAAUGAAGCACUUCCUGAGGAUGUUGAUCCAGGUGUGCCUGUAUUUUUACUGUAAAUUUUUGUGGCGCUGCAUGAAGUUCGUGAUGCGGAAGCUCACAGGAAGGUGUGAACUGCAAAGGAUUUGCUACAGCACCAAGCCUGGAGCUUCUAGAACCAUGAAAAUCGAAACGUCACUGAGGGACUCGAAAAGCAAGCUGUUGCAGACAUCAGUGAGUGUCCACCCCGAUGCCAUCGAAAAGACUAUUGACGACAUCAUGGAACUGAAAAAAAUUAACCCCGACAUCAACCCACAGCUGGGAAUCUCUCUCCAGGCUUGCCUUCUGCAAAUUGUGGGUUACAGAAACCUCAUUGCAGAUGUGGAAAAACUACGCAGAGAGCCCUACGACUCCGACAACCCUCAGCACGAAGAGAUGCUUUUGAAGCUAUGGGAGUUCCUGAAGCCCAACACACCACUGGAAGCUCGGAUUUCUAAGCAAUGGUGUGAGAUUGGUUUCCAAGGUGAUGAUCCGAAAACGGAUUUUCGAGGAAUGGGUCUCCUGGGACUUUAUAAUUUACAAUAUUUUGCAGAACAGGAUGCCACAGUGGCUCAGCAGGUCCUCUCCGACUCUCUUCAUCCAAAAUGCAGCAAAUUCAGCAAAGCAGAAUGGGAAAAGAAAAGGAUGGAUAAAGCAAUUGGGUACUCCUUUGCGAUUGUGGGCAUCAAUAUCACCGAUCUGGCAUAUAAUCUGCUCGUGAGUGGUGCUCUCAAAACCCAUUUCUACAACAUCGCCCCCGAAGCACCAACACUGUCUCACUUCCAACAAACGUUCUGCUAUCUGAUGCACGAGUUUCACAAGUUUUGGAUUGAGGAGGACCCCAUGGACAUAAUGGAAUUUAAUCGCGUGCGGGAGAAAUUCCGCAAGAGGAUCAUAAAACAGCUUCAGAACCCAGACAUGGCGCUGUGCCCGCAUUUUGCUGCAUCUGAGGGCUUAAUCAACAUGUAGUGCCCACGCCGGUUUCAACGGAUCCUCAGAACACUGCCUCAUUGUUGUCUUAGAUCUCUGCUUAGGUGACAGCUCACACACCGAAUGCACAUAGUGAUUAUACAUAUAC
This is a messenger RNA of Peromyscus eremicus (cactus mouse), 1232 nucleotides long. RefSeq names its product ELMO domain containing 1 (gene Elmod1). The transcript is spliced from 11 exons. The coding region runs from base 143 to 1123 and encodes 326 amino acids. The record is from RefSeq and is a predicted model, not a curated record. NCBI's taxonomy places the organism in Eukaryota, Metazoa, Chordata, Mammalia, Rodentia, Cricetidae. Gene Ontology annotation, molecular function: GTPase activator activity.